GCCUGCCCCAAACCAGCGCAGAGCCACAGGACCGGCCUUGCCGCCGCCGCCCCGGCUGAGGGCUGUUGACCAGUGCUCCUACUCGCCAGUGAAACAACUAGUGACCUUUUUUUCUGACAGUUGUUUGCCAAGUUCACAGUAAACCUUGGCUUCCUUAUUCAGAAAAACAACUUGUUUUAAAAAGUGCUGAACCUGGAGUACAGUAGAAAAGCAUAAUGCCAGCCAGGUUCUGACUGACGGUCAAAUAACGCUGUCUACUGAGGGUUUUAGACUUUCUCAAAUGGUUUCGACACCUCCGGCUGUCUUGGAUGCCUGAAAGUCAAGGGAGAGACAGCGAAAGCCACAUCAACAGCAAUGGUUCCAGCACUAGCAAUUCGGUUGCUUGCUUCGGACAGUAUCAAUACACAGCAAGUGAAUAUCAAGCUAUCCAGCAUGCUCUUCGUCAGAGACUGGGUCCGGAAUAUAUCAGCAGUCGGCAAGCUGGAGGAGGACAAAAGGUCUGUUACAUUGAGGGUCACAAGGUAAUCAGCCUGGCCAACGAGAUGUUCGGCUUCAAUGGCUGGGCUCAUUCAGUCACUCAGCAGAAUGUUGACUUUGUUGACCUCAACAAUGGCAGGUUCUAUGUGGGGGUCUGUGCAUUUGUGAAAGUUCAGCUUAAGGAUGGGUCAUACCAUGAAGAUGUGGGGUAUGGAGUCAGUGAAGGCCUAAAGUCUAAGGCCUUGUCCCUAGAAAAGGCAAGAAAGGAGGCCGUAACAGAUGGACUGAAGAGGGCACUCAAGUGCUUUGGGAAUGCUCUUGGGAACUGCAUCCUAGACAAAGACUACCUACGAGCCGUGAAUAAGCUUCCACGUCAGAUACCCUCCGAGUUAGAUUUGGUCAAAGCUAAAAGAGAGGACUAUGAGCCUGAAAUAGAGAAAGCAAGAUACAACAGCUGUUUGGAGAGGCAGAACGCAGGAGGAAGACAGCAUUGCGAGAUGGCAACUGCUUGCAGGCCCAGUCAGACAGAGGCUGCUGUGGUGAUGGUAAAUCAGCCAAGUAGUUCCAGGGGCAGAAAUACAGACCCCGUAGCUAUUGAGUGUGAUGCCACUUACCAGCGGAAAUUGCGACAAAAGCAGCUACAGCAACAGUUCCGGGAACAGAUGGAGAAAAAGCAUCAGGCUCCAGUAGUUACUCCUAGCAGCAAACAGGCCACAUCCGAUCCUCCCGUAAAGCACAGCACUCCAGCAGUGGUACAACAGGAACUAGCAAUAGAAGAGGAGUUCUUUGCAGAUGAUCCUGAACUUUGGGACAUUUCCUUGGAGACCGCUGAUCUUAAGGUAAUGGGUCACAAUGUGGCAGACCCAUCAGCUGGGCACCGGACACCUGAAACACCCCGUGGACAUCAUCAAAUGACUACUCGGAACAGGACCCCUCACAGAAUGACUUUCCAUAAAGGUUCUGCUAGGGUGGCACAACUGCAGCCAGCUGCUACAAUCAUCAGCAACAGCAGCUGUGCCGGCCAGCGUACCCCAGAGUACAGCCCCCACCAGAGAAGCCAAAGCUUGAAGAAAAGGAGACUAGAACCUACGUAAGACACCUGGUAGUAUCUGUUACCUCCCUACUGGAUUACAUCAGAAGUCUGCAGUUGGCUGCUCAAAUUAUUACGUCUGAUGCAUUAAUGGAUUUUCCUGUAUAUUAUGGUGAAGCAACACGGAAGAAGUUAAUACAGCCAGCAAGAACUUAAUGUUCUUUUAGGUUAUAACAUGUUUCAGAUGCCUUUUUCUAUAAACAAGCAAUCAUGCUGCUUCUGCAGCGCUAGACUCUACGCAGCUGUACUACAGGCUGACACUACCCGUAAAUUUGCCUGAAACGGUAACAGAGUUAAUACUUAGAACAAGAUGCAAGUCAUGGCUUCUUCCUCCCUCAGCGUUGCCUUUCAGCACAGAGAAAAGCACUUGUCGGUAAAAUGGGGAGAAGGGUGGGUUAUGGUCAGGUGGCAGAGCCCGCAAGCUGCACUCGCCCAUUCGGUGAGGCCGAGGGUGUGAAGCUGUG
Messenger RNA from Egretta garzetta (little egret), 2031 nucleotides. It is a transcript of the gene RAD52, whose product is annotated as RAD52 homolog, DNA repair protein. The transcript has 12 exons. NCBI's taxonomy places the organism in Eukaryota, Metazoa, Chordata, Aves, Pelecaniformes, Ardeidae. The record is from RefSeq and is a predicted model, not a curated record. Gene Ontology annotation, cellular component: nucleus. Bases 309 to 1571 code for a protein of 420 amino acids. Gene Ontology annotation, biological process: double-strand break repair via single-strand annealing; mitotic recombination; double-strand break repair via homologous recombination.